UGUUCGCCUUCGCAGGACUACGAUUACUUCUACGAUUACGCAGACUUUACCGUCAAGCCGGGCAACAAGCCCACCACGACGAGUCCCGCGACGACGAGCACGGAGAAGAACGAUAUCACGCAGGUACCCGAGCAGCUGCCGUCGCAAAAUUCGUCCGUCCCGGCGUCUGUCGCUAACACAAGCCCGGCCGCGGCGACGGGCGAUACGACGCUGUCCCAGGGCGAGGGCAUCCCGAGCGCUGAUCCGUCGAACGGCACCGCGAGCGAUACGACGCUGUCCCAGGGCGAGGGCAUCCCGAGCGCUGAUCCGUCGAACGGCACCGCGAGCGAUACGACGCCGAAUGCGGAUAACGACGACGACGACAAGAGUCAGCCGGGCGAAGAGGAGGACGGAGCCGGGUCAGCUUCCUCGACCACGGUGAAACCCGUGCACGCCCUGCGCUCGCAAAAGCGCUGCAGAUCUGGAUACGUUCCGACCGGCGACGGCCGCUGUCGACGAGCGAGUCGACCGUGGCUGCUGAGUCGCCUGUUGCCGUGA
Molecule: messenger RNA, 537 nt
Organism: Wasmannia auropunctata (little fire ant)
Lineage: Eukaryota; Metazoa; Arthropoda; Insecta; Hymenoptera; Formicidae
Exons: 1
Source: RefSeq, a predicted model, not a curated record